Messenger RNA from Glarea lozoyensis ATCC 20868, 3861 nucleotides. Its product is annotated as Acetyl-CoA synthetase-like protein. The coding region runs from base 1 to 3861 and encodes 1286 amino acids. Gene Ontology annotation, molecular function: phosphopantetheine binding. Lineage: Eukaryota; Fungi; Ascomycota; Leotiomycetes; Helotiales; Helotiaceae. The record is from RefSeq and is a predicted model, not a curated record. The transcript has a single exon.
AUGCCUAUUCUUGACAUCAACAAGGAUUUAUCGGCACUCAUCCGCCAGCAGACGGCGGCCACUCCAGAUGCCAUUGCUCUGCAAGGAAACAGAAUAAACAAUCCUCAGCAGGAAGUAUGGACAUAUGCGGAGCUGGACAACAGAGUCAACCAAGUGGCUACUCGGCUGAUUGCUCAAGGAGUUGGUCGGGAUAGUCUUGUUGGAGUUUUAAUGGGUAGAAGUGCCGACUAUGUAAUAGCAUGUUUGGCAGCCCUCCGAGCUGGAGGUGCAUUCUUGGUUCUGGAGCUCGCAUACCCACCUACCCUUCUAGCUGAUGUUAUUGAGGACGCCAAACCUGCUGUCAUCCUCACACAUCGAGGCCACGCGGGUCAGAUUAAAGCCGACGUUCCUGUCGUCCUAUUGAAUGAGCCCGAAUCAGAAGCAAUCAUCCAGAAAACGAGGCAGAACAGCUUCAGGAAGGUACCUGCGGACGAUGAUCUAGACCGUCUUGCUUUCGUGUGUUAUUCUUCUGGUACCACUGGCCGGCCCAAGGGUAUUCUCAAUCCUCAUAGAGCACCAGUCCGCUCAUAUGAUCUGAGAUUUCGCUUGAGUGAUCUUCAGCCUGGGGAUCGCGUUGCUUGUAAUGUCUACUUCAUCUGGGAAAUCAUACGACCUUUGCUACGAGGAGCAACUGUCGUCGUUGUACCCGAUGAAGCCAGUUAUGAUCCUGUUGCACUUGUCGAAGUGUUGCGCGAGCGACACAUCACCGAAACUCUCAUGACCCCAACUCUUCUCGCUGCGGUUAUGGCUCGUCACUCAAAUCUUGGAGAAGUUCUUCCUGAGUUGCGAACGCUAUGGUUCAAUGGCGAGGUUGUUACGACCGAUCUAGCCCGGCGCGCUAUGAAGGCUUUGCCGAAUACGCGUCUGCUCAAUUGCUACAGUGCCAGCGAGUCUCAUGAGAUUGCAUGCGGAGAUAUUCGUGAAAUAGUCGACGACGAUGUACCAUAUUGUCCUGUUGGUCCUCCAGUGGAUCCCGAACAUACCUACAUCAUCGGUGAAGAUGGACAAAGACUACCGACCGGUUCCAGUGGUGAGCUUUAUAUCGGCGGAGACCUGUUGGCACGAGGAUAUCUCAAUCUCCCUGAAGUCACGGCCAAAUCAUUUCUUCCAGAUCCAUUUGAUCCUACCCCAGGAGCGCGUAUGUAUAAGACCGGAGAUCUCGCAAGGUUGCUUCCCUCUGGUUGUUUGGAAAUCACUGGUCGUGUGGGUUCUAUGAUUAAGGUCCGAGGAUACUCAGUUGUCCCGGGCAAAGUUGAAAAUGCGAUUGUUAAACACCUCGCAGUUCAGAGAUGUGCUGUUGUUGCGCACGGCGAUGGUCUUGAGCGUCAACUAGUAGCCUAUGUCGUUCGUGACAAGGAUGAGCCAGGAGAUCGUACACCACUCACUAUCGACGAAUCUGGAUAUGCUCCAGCUUGUCGCAAGGCGCUAUUAUCUAGUCUCGCCCAGUAUAUGAUCCCAGCUCUGUGGGUUGAGAUGGACGAAUUACCCACUCACGCGGUGUCGGGAAAGACUGACCUGAAGCGUUUGCCACCACCCAAGGCUGCGACAUCGCGUGCACCCACAUCCGCAGGCGGCGAUUCAACUUACAACAUCGAAGCAAUCAAACAGCAAUGGGCUGCGGCUUUAAAGAUUCCAGCCGCGGCAGUAACGGAGGAGCAUACUUUUUUCGACCUUGGUGGACACUCAUUGACACUUGCGCGCCUUGCCUCUAGUUUAUCGAAAACUUACGACCUUCCUAUCAAAGUAGCCAAUCUUGUCGGUAAUCCAACGCUUGAAGGACAUCUUGAAGCUCUUCAAUCGGCACGUGAUGGACACUUCGCUGCUGUGGAAGCAGAUCUUCCUGCUGUUCUGAAAGCCGAUGCCAUACUCCCAGAUGCCAUUAAGCCGUCCAACACCAAAUUUUGCCCUCUCGACGAAGCGGAGACCAUUCUUUUGACCGGCACCACUGGCUUCUUGGGCGCUUUCCUAUUGGCCGAUCUUGUGGAAACCACUUCAGCGACUAUUUUGUGUCUUGUUCGUUUCAAUGACCCGUCACGUGAUGACGACUCUGCUGCAAUCGCAAGAAUCAGAAGAAAUUUGCUUGACCUUGGUCUUUGGAAAGAUUCUAUCCUGGAGCGCAUAGAAGUGGUGCCUGGGAAUCUUGCUAAGCCAAAUUUCGGACUGUCACAAUCCGCAUUCACAGAGCUCGCGGACAACGUUCAGGUCAUCAUACAUGCUGCUGCAACUGUCAAUCUUGUAUACCCAUACGCUGCUCUUCAAGCGCCAAAUGUAAUCGGUACCAGAGAAAUAAUUCGCUUAGCAUGUGAAGGUGGCGCGACUCUGCAAUAUGUCUCGACAAAUGGUGUUCUACCACCAUCGAACGAAGGCUGGACAGAGGAUACAAACCUGAACGUCAAGGACGUGGCAGAAAAGCUUGCCGAUGGGUAUGGACAGACAAAAUGGGUCGCUGAGCAACUCGUUUUUGAGGCCGCUCGCAGAGGAUUACCAGUCAAAGUCUCGCGACUUGGCACGAUCAGUGGUCACAGUAGUCUCGGCUCUUCGAACGCUUGGGAUCUUCUCAAUGCGAUCAUUGUGGAAGCCCUGCAUCUUGGCUAUGCUCCUGAUGUUGAGGGGUGGCGCGCAGAGAUGACCCCGGUUGAUUUCGUUAGCAAAGGCAUACUAACCAUUGCCAACAACACGGAAGAUCAGCUCGUAUAUCAUAUUGGUGAUUCAAAUCCAGUUGAUAUGAACGAGGUCUUCGAUACUCUUGCUGGCCUCGGCUAUCCAACAAAGCGAAUCGCUUGGGACGCAUGGGUGCAACUUUGGAACGAAAAACGGAGUACAGCGCCUGGUGGUGAGAGUGCUUUUACCGUUGACAUUCUACGAGGUGGUAUGCCGACAGUAGAAUUCAUGACCGGCAUCAUCGUACUCAAUGACAAGAAGUCAGCACCUGCGCUUAAAGGCCUGGACAGGUCAAAGAUCGACACAAAAUUGCUUGAAAUAUAUUCUCGUCACUGGUACGCACGGGGAUGGCUUCCACGGCCACCUAAACACUCCCAAAACGGCCAAAACGGCAGUCUAUCUUCACGUCUGAAGAAAAAUGGCCCGUUAUCUGGCAAGGUCGCAGUCAUAACAGGAGCAUCCUCAGGAAUAGGCGCCGCCGUCGCAGAAGCACUUGCCCGCGAAGGAGCUCAUAUAGCUCUUGCAGCCCGAAGAACCGACGCCCUGGAUAAAAUCAAAAGCAAGCUUUCUUCCCGUAGCGGUAAGGUUAUCACGCAUCGUACCGACGUCACGAAACGGGCGGACGUAGAAUCACUCAUGCAAACCGCCCGAGAAAAGCUCGGUCCAAUCGACAUCCUCGUCUCCUGCGCCGGCGUCAUGUACUUCACCAUGAUGGCCAACGUCCAAAACGAAGACUGGGACCGCACCGUCGACGUAAAUUGCAAAGGUCUCCUAAACUGCCUCUCCACCACCGUCCCAUCCAUGCUCUCCCAAGGUUCCGGACACAUCAUCGCCAUUUCUUCCGACGCCGGCCGCAAAGUCUUCCCCGGUCUCGGCGUCUACUCUGCGUCUAAAUUUUUCGUCGAAGCGACUCUGCAAGCGCUGAGAGUUGAGACUGCCGGGUCAGGAUUACGGGUCACGUCUGUACAGCCGGGCAAUGUGGCGACGGAUUUGUUGGGCAUGAGUACGGAUGCGGAGGCGCUGAAGAAAUAUGGGGAGCCGAGUGGUGCGAAGGUUUUGGAACCGGAGGAUGUGGCUAGGUGUAUUGUUUAUGCGUUGAGUCAGCCGGAGUAUGUGGCUGUUAAUGAGGUUAUGAUUGAGCCGAGGGAUGAGCCUAUUUAG